Messenger RNA from Melanotaenia boesemani (Boeseman's rainbowfish), 2305 nucleotides. RefSeq names its product U8 snoRNA-decapping enzyme. Gene Ontology annotation, cellular component: nucleus. The transcript has 5 exons. Bases 68 to 775 code for a protein of 235 amino acids. Gene Ontology annotation, biological process: sno(s)RNA catabolic process; mRNA catabolic process. The record is from RefSeq and is a predicted model, not a curated record. Gene Ontology annotation, molecular function: phosphodiesterase decapping endonuclease activity; snoRNA binding. Lineage: Eukaryota; Metazoa; Chordata; Actinopteri; Atheriniformes; Melanotaeniidae.
UCUCUUAAUACAUGCUCAAGGGCCUUCCAGCUGGUCAGACGGCAUAAGAGGUCUCAUAAGUCAGCGUAUGAAGGAUGGAAAGCAAAUAAAAAAAAAAGAUCAGAUGUCGAGUGAACAGCUGUCAAGGGCGGAGGCGUUGGCAUGCUCAGGCUGCAGGCAUGCAUGCCACGUGAUGCUCUACUCUGACACGAAAUCUCAGCUGUUUGGGAGGAUUCCCAUCAGACACAUCAUCCUGAUGCAGAUGCGUUUCGACGGUCUGCUAGGUUUCCCUGGCGGGCUGGUUAAUCCAUCAAAGGAGACCUUGGAGGCGGGGCUUAACAGGGAAUUGGUGGAGGAGAUUGGCCUGGCGUUACCAGUCUCUGUUGAAGAUCAUGUGGAAUCUUGCUAUGCCCCUGCCUCGUCCUCCUCUUCCUCUCGUCUUAUCACUCACUUCUAUGUGAAGAAGAUAGAAGAAGAGCAGAUUAGGGAGGUGGAGAAAGCAGCUGUGUCCACUGCAGAGGAACAUGGACUUGAGGUUCUGGGUAUGGUCAGAGUCCCACUUUAUACAACAAAGGGCGGUGGAGGGCUGUCGUCUUUCCUGUCACACUCCUUCAUUGGCAAUGUUCGCACCCAGCUGGUGGAAUCUCUGCUGCGCCUCCACCUGGUGUCCCCCAAGGACCUGCAAAAAGCCCUCACGUUCUCUCUGAAGACACAUGCAGACUCUGCAAAGGACCUGCAGGCAGCCCUCGCCCUCACAGAGGUGCAGAGGAAACGGUUACAGGAAACAUCCUGUUGAUACCCAUCAGUAUUGCAAUGUUGCACAUACACGCACACGCACACACACACAGGUAUUCUUAGGUUGUGACUCAUAAUUGAACACUAUACAUCCAAAACAUGAACAUAAAUGGAAAUAAAGUCAUUACACUUAAACUUUUCUUCUCAUUAUACUCUUUUGAAUCAUCAUGUUGAUUUAAAGCAGCAAAACUGAAAAAUUAAUAAGUUGCAAGAGCUGCUCUUAUAGUCACAACCCCCUCGUUAAUAACCUUAUUUUAAUAUAAGGAGGAUGACAUAAUUAUUCUUGCAGUGCUAGCAGCUACUAAAAACAACACACCAACAUGCAAGACGCUGGGUUGUGUUGCCUAAUAUGGCAGUGCACAGGUGCCUUUGUGGUUUUGUCAAUCUGCCAGGAUGAAAGGGGCAUGCUCAGCAGAAAUCUACAUCUUUUCAGUCAAAAGGUUUUUUCUUCUUCUUCUUUUUUCUGCUUUUUUUUUUUUUUUUUUGCUCAUGAAGUUAUAGCACAGCAGUGCUGGUGCAAUCCAAGGAUUAAUUGUGUCCAUGACAUACCAUAUAGCCUGCAGGCGAAAAUUUGAUUAUGUUUAAGUGUACCCUCAGCGCACAUAACACGCCUGCACCAGAUGUUAGUAACCUCAUUCCCAGACAAUAUCACUGGAACUGAGCUGGAGCAGAGACAGGAUGCUGCCAAACACUUGUGAUGCCUGUCUGUCCACUGUUGUCUUUUUCAUGAUAUUUAUAUGGAUUGCUUUACAGUCCAGCAGCAACACAAACAGAGAAUAAAGUAAACCACUGACUACUUGCACAGCAGGUUAUCUGAGCUGCAUUCAAUGCAAUAAAUCAACCUCAGAUCAGACAUACAAUAAGUGAAGGGGUCACUCUCCUUGGAUUCAGCUUUAUAACGUAAUAGAUUCUAUGGAGACGUAUUACACUGUACAAGGGCAGAUGCAUCAGUUAAUUACAAGCUGACACAGAUUGAUUAUUUUUUAAUCGGGAGUUCAGGGAAUUGGUUUUGCAGGUUAAAUGAAUUUGUCAGGGAGCGAGUAAAGUCUUGUGAUUUGCUGUCAAUGCGCAUCUCUUGAUCAGAGUGUGUUUUGUCAGCCAUCAGGAGAUAAGAAAAGCACCACAUCCGGCGCAACAGACAGGAUGCUGAGGAGACGGGCAGAACGAAACGUUGCAUCUGUGGUUGAGCUCGUGAUAAAUGUGGGUCUUUUUGUAACGCUUCUCGAUGGUAUGCCUCCCUGAAGCAUGUGUGUGAGCAUGUAAACAGUUGCAUCUUGCACUCGAGCGUGAGGAGAAGGGAUGCUGUCAUGUGAUGGUGUUGUAAGGGCGAAUAAUACAAGGUCAUCAGAAACACAUUUAGAGCAAAAAAAAAAAAGAGGAGGGGGUGGGCAGUGCUGGUGAGGGAAAGAUGGAAGGAUGGAUGGAGGGGAGAGAGCCGGAUCGAGGGAUGCUGAGGGAGAAAGACGGUAUAUUCAUAGCAGCAGCGGUAUUUAUAGCCGCCCAGAGGAGAGAAGAGAGUGGGGGGGUGUGG